Messenger RNA from Papaver somniferum (opium poppy), 3149 nucleotides. RefSeq names its product prolycopene isomerase, chloroplastic-like. Gene Ontology annotation, biological process: carotenoid biosynthetic process. Bases 1009 to 2841 code for a protein of 610 amino acids. The transcript is spliced from 13 exons. The record is from RefSeq and is a predicted model, not a curated record. NCBI's taxonomy places the organism in Eukaryota, Viridiplantae, Streptophyta, Magnoliopsida, Ranunculales, Papaveraceae. Gene Ontology annotation, molecular function: oxidoreductase activity; carotenoid isomerase activity.
CCCCUUCUCUCUAACAACAUACGGCUAUUGGGAUACCAAUCACAUAUGCACCACCGUGACAGCUCAUGUAUUACCAUCAGUACAUCGUUGCUGGCACAUCUGUAUUAUUCUGAUCAUCUAAGUAUUGUUCUAAUGAUCUCACAUAAAAACAAACUACAUUGAGAUCGACUUCAGGUGGUGGUGGCCGAGAAGAAAGUCCAGAUUCAAUAAACUUUACUGCUAGUUAUACUAAAUCUCUAUUUUCAUCUGCUUGUGGUAGUAUUGAUAUAUUAGGUCUCUCAUAAAUGUCAUGAUUUCAUUACAAGUAGUUACAAUAUUUUGAUUGAUAAUGGUGUUUUUCACACAUUUCAGCAUUUGUCAAGAGGUGAACAAGAUCUAUGCUCUAAUAAUUUAUCUACUGUCCAUCAAAUCAGUUUCCCUAUUGACGAUGAUUUUUCUUUUCUUUUUUUGAUCGACCCAAGCGCAAAGAUCCUAUUGACAUGAUGACGAAGAUAACGAAGAAGGUGAAGUGUUAGAACUCAAUUUAGCCAAAACGAGAAGAGCGAGAACUAACCAGAAUUGUAAUCAAUCCAACGCAAUUCAUUUUUUCAUUCUUUAUUGGAUUUUCCUAUUGAUGCAAUCGGUAAAUGAACAAAAAUUGAGAUGUUAAGGGAACAAAUAAUUAGGUCAUUAUUGUAUUCGAUUAGGUUUUAACUAUCCCCAAUUUAAGCUUAAUAAUUUUAUAUUAACGGAAAUGGAUUAAUUUCCAACCUCAUCAAUUAGGUGGUUUAUGGAAAAUAAGAAAGUGAGUAUCGUUUACCCUGUUUUAAAAGAGUUAUACAAAACAUUAUUUAUGAGAUGGGGAUGGGAUUAGGAAAAAUGGGGACGGGAAAUAGGUAAAAUCUUUAAUUUAUUUAUUUUUUCACCAAAAUCUUGUCUCAUCUGUAUGUGGAAUCAUGGACUGGAAUCAUUUCAAACCGAAUUCAAAUAGAAUCCAAACCUCUCCUCUCCAAGAAGAAGAACAACAACAUGGCGAUUCUAUCACAAUCAACACCACCAAUGGCUCUGAUUCACAGUUUCCACUGCGUUCCUCAUCACAAAACCCUAGAAUUCAGUAGUCUCACACCAAAUUAUUCUAAAUCAGUUUCUUUAACACGGUUUGAGGGUUUUGAGUUGCAAAGGAGAAAGAAAUUAGGGAAAUUUAAGGAGAGGCAAACGAGAAUUGGGAGGGGGGCGACGAAAUCAGUGUUGAGUGUGGAGAAAAAUGUAAGUAGAAGUGAUAGUGGAAAUGAAAAGAGAGAGACUUAUGAUGCUAUUGUUAUUGGUUCUGGAAUUGGUGGAUUAGUUGCCGGUACACAGUUAGCUGUAAAAGGAGCUAACGUUUUAGUGUUGGAGAAGUAUGUAAUUCCUGGUGGAAGUUCUGGUUAUUAUGAGAAAGAUGGAUACACUUUUGAUGUUGGAUCAUCUGUCAUGUUUGGUUUCAGCGAUAAGGGUAAUUUGAAUUUGAUAACUCGGGCAUUGGCAGCGGUAGGGUGUGAGAUGGAAGUGAUACCAGACCCGGCGACUGUUCAUUUUCAUCUACCUAAUAAUCUGUCUGUUCUAGUACACAAAGAAUACAAUGACUUUAUCACCGAACUUACCAAUAAAUUUCCUCAUGAAAAGGAGGGGAUAAAUAAAUUUUAUGGUGUAUGCUGGAAGAUAUUUAAUGCCUUGAACUCAUUGGAAUUGAAGUCCCUUGAAGAGCCACUUUAUCUUUUUGGACAAUUCUUCCAGAAGCCUCUUGAGUGCUUGACUCUUGCUUAUUAUUUGCCUCAAAAUGCUGGAGCCAUUGCACGAAAGUUCAUACAAGAUCCCCAGUUGUUAUCUUUCAUAGAUGCUGAGUGUUUUAUUGUGAGCACAGUUAAUGCUUUGCAGACUCCGAUGAUCAACGCGAGCAUGGUUUUGUGUGACAGGCAUUUUGGUGGAAUCAAUUACCCUGUUGGUGGUGUAGGCGGCAUUGCAAAAUCCUUAGCCAAGGGUCUUCUUGAUAAGGGAAGUAAUAUAAUGUACAGGGCAAAUGUUACCAGCAUUAUACUUGAGGACAAAAAAGCUGUAGGAGUUAAACUUUCAGAUGGAAGAGAGCUAUUUGCAAAAACUAUCAUAUCAAACGCAACUAGAUGGGAUACCUUUGGAAAGCUUUUGAAAGGAAAUGAGCUUCCAAAGGAAGAGGAAGACUUCCAGAAAGUUUAUGUCAAAGCACCGUCAUUUCUUUCCAUCCACAUGGCGGUUAAAGCAGAAGUGUUGCCGUCAGACACAGAUUGCCAUCAUUUCGUUCUUGAGGAUGACUGGACCAGCUUAGAAAAGUCAUAUGGAAGCAUUUUCUUGAGCAUUCCAACUGUUCUUGAUUCAUCUUUGGCUCCAAAAGGACAUCAUAUCCUUCACAUAUUCACAACAUCUUGUAUUGAGGACUGGAAGGGACUUCCUCAGAGAGACUAUGAUGCAAAGAAGGAACGUGUGGCAGAUGAAAUCAUCAGUAGAUUGGAAAAGAAACUUUUUCCAGGGCUUAAAUCAGCCAUUGUUUUCCAAGAGGUAGGGACACCCAAGACGCACAGGCGCUUCCUUGCUCGAGAUGAUGGUACAUAUGGACCAAUGCCACGUAAAAUUCCUAAAGGCUUAUUAGGGAUGCCAUUCAAUACGACUGCUAUAGAUGGGCUCUACUGUGUUGGGGAUAGCUGCUUUCCAGGACAAGGUGUUAUAGCUGUGGCCUUUUCAGGGAUUAUGUGUGCUCAUCGAGUAGCUGCUGAUAUGGGGCUCGAGAAGAAUUCCCCAAUAUUAGACGCUGGCUUACUCAAACUUCUUGGCUGGUUUAGGUCAAUGGCAUGAAGAAUGCAGGCUUUGUUACAAGUCUCUUGUAAAUGGCCUAGCAACAUAAAUGAGAAGUCAAAUACUUUUACAAAUUACAUAAACCACAUUUUUAUGGCUGCUUCAAGCCAUGGUGCUGGUGUGCCGAGAAUACAUAGUCUUGUAAGCAGAAGUAACUCCUACCAAGCAUCAGAUAAAACACGUAGGUUCUUGUACAGGGUUCUAAACUUUCUAUAAAUAUAAGUAGAAUGUAGUCUUCUAUACAAGUAUUUACUGUAAAUCUUCUGCCUCUGGCUUUUCAAUAAAAUUAUUCCCAGUUAUAAAUAAAA